Molecule: messenger RNA, 968 nt
Organism: Oryza brachyantha (malo sina)
Lineage: Eukaryota; Viridiplantae; Streptophyta; Magnoliopsida; Poales; Poaceae
Product: dehydrin Rab16D-like
Exons: 2
Coding region: 236-634 (132 amino acids)
Biological process (GO): response to water
Source: RefSeq, a predicted model, not a curated record
CGCCCACCUGGAAACCUUGCCUAACGUGGUGAUGCCAUCCGUGUUGGCCUCCUCUCGGAGAUGAUCGAUCUCACCGGAAUAUUUUAUCGAUCACUCUAGCUCACCGGAGCAGCAUAAAUACCCGGCUUAGCUAGCCUUGCGCUAAUCGGGAUCCAUUUCGGAGUCAGUUGAAGUAAUCGGUGAGAGAGUGUGUGUGAUAGUUUGUCCAAGCAGCCGAAGUAGCUAGCUAGUGAGCAUGGAGCACCAGGGGCAGCACGGUGGCCACGCGACCGGCCGCGUCGACGAGUACGGCAACCCGGUCGCCGCCGGGCACGGCACCGCCACCGGGAUGGGCGCCGGCCAUGUCCAGGCGCCGGCGAGGGAGGACAGGAAGACCGACGGCGUGCUCCGCCGCUCCGGCAGCUCCAGCUCCAGCUCGUCGGAGGACGACGGCAUGGGAGGGAGGAGGAAGAAGGGCAUCAAGGAGAAGAUCAAGGAGAAGCUCCCCGGCGGCAACAAGGGCGAGCAGCAGACGAUGGGCGGCACCGGCGCCGGCGCCACCGGCGCACACGGCACCACCACCACAACCACAGAGACCGGCGAGAAGAAGGGCGUCAUGGACAAGAUCAAGGAGAAGCUCCCCGGCCAGCACUGAUCAGCUGCUGCAAUGCUGCCGCUCAUGUGUUCGAUCAAAUGACUCCACGACGAACGUCUCUCCCUGCUUUCUGAAGCAGAAUAAUGUAUACGUCCUGGGCUGCAGGAUCUGCUUGUCGUCCCGUUGAAGAAUAAAAAUGUUGGUGUGCGUCGAUCCCACGGCAUCUGCGCGUCCAUGUAAUGUAUGUACGUAUAAUACCGUUGUGCUUGUGAUGUAGUACAUGAUGUCCAUGUCAAUUUUCGAUUACUAUUUGGCUGAAAUUAUAUACCGAAAACACCUGCGUGAAUGUACUGUGUGCAUCCUGACAACAAGGGGCCUCUGCCUGAUCGUGAAA